AUGUCAUGCAGGCUACCAAAACUGGUCGCUUUCGAUCUAGACUAUACCCUUUGGGAUUUCUGGGUGGAUACCCAUGUACACCCUCCAUUGAAGCGAGACCACGUCACUGGCAAAGUCAUUGAUAGUCAGCGCAAGCCCAAGACAAUCGACUUCUACAGGGAUGUGCCACAGAUCAUGCAUCGCCUACAAGCAGCCGGCGUAACGAUCGCUGCAUGCUCGCGGACAGAUGCGCCGUCAUUAGCUCGUGAAGCCUUGGGUCUCAUACUUAUACCCCCGAAGUCCGGUAGCGAUAGCAGCGCGAAACCAAUUCCAGCGAUCAAGUUUUUUGACCAGCUGGAGAUUUACCCAUCUUCCAAGAUAAAACAUUUCAAGAAACUUCAUGAGAAGACUGGGAUACCCUAUGAAGAGAUGCUGUUCUUCGACGACGAAUGGAGGAAUCAGGAAGUAGAAGAGCUUGGCGUGACAUUCACGCUUGUCCCAAACGGUCUCAAUGAUAGAAUUCUAGAGAAGGGGCUAGAGGAAUGGAGAAAGAGGCACCCUGUUAAAGUUGCUGAAGACGCUGUGGGAGCAGAUGUCACUCUUAUCUAA
Molecule: messenger RNA, 588 nt
Organism: Suillus clintonianus
Lineage: Eukaryota; Fungi; Basidiomycota; Agaricomycetes; Boletales; Suillaceae
Product: magnesium-dependent phosphatase-1
Exons: 6
Coding region: 1-588 (195 amino acids)
Molecular function (GO): acid phosphatase activity
Source: RefSeq, a predicted model, not a curated record